AUGUCCUUCGAGCCUUACAAGCCUCUGAAGUGCCUAACCCCUACAGGUAGAGCUAGCGCCUUGCUGAGGUCAUUUCGACACAGACCUACGCUCUGCACGAUUGAUUUUUCUGGGUGCAUCGCGCUGAUCCAAGCUUUCUUCCACGCUGUGGAUGUCAACCACAACGGUGAAAUUUCGCUGGACGAGCUUCGCUUCUUCCUGGAUGACGCCACCAUGGAGGCCUUUUUCCGGACUCUGGGCUUUGAUGUCUACGACAAGCAGCGGUUCAUGGAGCUGCUGGAUGUCGAUGACUCCGGGGAAGUCAGCUACGAAGAGUUCCUGGAGGGCUGCAUGCGGUACAGGGGAGUGGCGCAGGGAGUCGACGUGCAUACCGUCAUCCGCCACCUUGGUCGUGCCCUGGCUUCUCACGUGCCUCAGACCAUGCCACCAUGGCUUCAACACUCCGUGAAUGCUCUUCACGCGGACCUGGCAGACUUCACGAAACCCGGGCAGUCGCUCGAAAGUCGGGCACCGCCUCCUGGCAAAGUGCCAGGGAAGCGGCGGCCAAUGAUGGGGCUUUAG
This is a messenger RNA of Symbiodinium sp. CCMP2592, 561 nucleotides long. The record is from the annotation of a GenBank genome assembly. NCBI's taxonomy places the organism in Eukaryota, Dinophyceae, Suessiales, Symbiodiniaceae.